Molecule: messenger RNA, 5054 nt
Organism: Selaginella moellendorffii
Lineage: Eukaryota; Viridiplantae; Streptophyta; Lycopodiopsida; Selaginellales; Selaginellaceae
Exons: 7
Coding region: 186-4556 (1456 amino acids)
Source: RefSeq, a predicted model, not a curated record
AGAUCGCACCAAUAUCAUCCUCGUCUAACACCUUGUCGUGGCGACGAACUCGCUCGGUCUUCUCUUUUCCCUUUCCCCUUCUUCCCCAUUUUAUCUGUUCUAAACCCUAAACUAACUCGUGCUUACAUUCUUAUCCACAGCUGGGAGAAGUUUACUCAUGAUCACUCGAUCUAGGGCAAACUUCCAUGGAGGAGGAGCGACGAGUGUGGAUCCGCUGUUGGUCUGUCAAGGAGAUCAAGGAGGCUCUCGCAGCGAAGCGGGACAACAAGCGGCACUUCAAUGCGAUUGAGUUUUAUUGUGGGCUGGAGCCCUCAUACGAAGGUGAGUUUGUUGAUCAGGUGAGUGCUGCCGUCGAGAGUUUUGGAGGCACAGAGGAGGAUCUGAUUGGUGUGCUCAACUGGUGCAUUUCAAACCCGCCCAGGUUAGACAGGGCUCUGGAUGUGGGAGAUGCUCCUGGUGAUGGCAGUUCGUCUGCUGCUGCUGCUGCUCACAUUGACAUUCUCAAGGCCGCUUUGGUACCACAGCUCGACAUCAGAUUCAUCCACUUCGCUGCCAGGGUCGCUUGUAGGUUGGGCAUUCCCAGUGAUCGGAUGCAAAGGGUGGCAGAGGGCAUUGCUCCUCCUCAGCAGGGACAGGAUAUUUGGCAGAUUGAGGUGCAGAGGUUUGCAAAGCUUCUGAUGAUAGAGGAAUUCAAGGUCUUGAAAGGGCUAGCUUUCUAUUGGGAAGGCAAAGACAUCCUCACACCACCUCAGGAGCUUGAGAUGGCCUUUGCUCAGCUCGACUGCUUGACAGAGCUCUGGUUGCGCAAUGUUGGGAACCCAGAGACUCUCCUUAGCCAACUCCUUAGGAAAGCAGGAAACAACUUGAAACGUCUCGAAUUGCUGGCGAACAGGAUGACAGUGGAAGGAUUUGGGAAAUUGAGUAGGGAUCUGGCAAGUCAGGAGUGCAAGGUGGAAGAGUUAUCCAUCAUCGAUACGGACAUUGGCAAGGAAGGGUGGGAACAGGCAUUUCAGAAUGGCAUUUGCAAUAAGCUAGUAGAACUGAGGGCAUCGUUUCCAGAGGGGGCAGGUGAAGCACUCUUCAAGGCACUCACGAGUCCAAACUGUUCACUGCAAAGACUAUACCUAUUUGUGGGAGCAAACCUUCCACUGAUAAGACUAUCACGCUUCAAGGCACUCACGAACAGCUUGGACUCGCUUAGACUAAACCUACUUAUUAGUGAUCCUGGAGUGUUGCCAUGGGUAUGCAAGGCUCUUCAGGAGGGCACCAGCCUGUCAGUUUUAGGUUGCCAAUAUAUGGACCUGAGCAAUGCAACCGGCCUGGGUGAGGCCCUGAGCAGCGCUAAGUGUGGCUUGGAGGAACUCAGCGUUACACUUUAUCCAGGUGAUGGUGGUGGAUGGUUGGGCAAUUGCAAGCUGAUCAAGCUUCAUCUUUAUUCGCAUAGGCGACACCGCCAGCUUCCUCUGACCCUUAGAAAGGGAGGAGGAGUGGUCUGGGACAGCAGUCUGUGGUCAGCUCUCUCAAGUCCACAUUGUAAGCUGCGCCAUUUGGGAAUAUGCGGUAGCACGGGACAAGACGAUGAGUUAACGUUGGAGUUUGCCGAGGGCAUAGAGAAGAGCCAACUGGAGCAUUUGCGUAUAUCGGAGUGCAAAAUCACGAAUGGGGAGCUCUUUUGGAAAGCUAUCACCAGCUGCAAGUCUCUGAAAGCUUUGUCAUGUGAGUCGGAGCUGCCAUGGAGGUGCCUUUUGGGAAGCAGCAUUGAAGACUUGAAAAUAUCUGAGCGAAAAUUUGAAAACCUGGAAGAGCUUUGCCAGUUGCUGGGGGAUCCAAAAUGCAAGGUGCGCAGAUUCAGGGCUCGUUUUCUUGAUAGUGAUGCACAGAAAAGACAAAUUCUGGCUGCCCUGGAGGAAAACUACCAAAGCCUCGUGGAAGUGCUUGAGCUAGGUGAUGAUUCCGAAGCUUCUGAAGCUUUCAAGCAGAGGUGUUCUGGUCUUUUAGAGCGGAAUGCAAUCUUCCAGCAGAGUGCAUUCAAAGACUUUGACAACCCGUCAACAGCAAAGCUCUUCUUGUGUGGUGCUAGCAGGGUUGGAAAGACCACAAUAAAAAAAAACCUCUGCCGCAGAGUGUCUUGGUUUCCAUCAUGUCUCCAAAGGCAUGCUUCAACAGCAGGCAUUGAGCUGCAACCACUUGUCUUUGCGACCACCAAACAAAAGCUGCUCAUUUGCGACCUGGCUGGACAGGAAGAGUUCCAUGCUUUCCACCAGUACUUUCUCAGAGGAAGUGAGAAGGAUCUCUUCUUGAUCGUAUGCAAGGUGGAGGAUGACAAUUGUGACGUUUUCAAGCAGAAUUUGGUUUACUGGCUGAGGUUCAUCGCUUCACAUCAAUCAGCCUCACCCAAAAGGAAGCCCAGGGUCUUGAUUGCCUUGAACUUUUUCACUCCAGAACCCGACUUUGACCCAAAGGAGGUGGUUUCUGCAAUAAUCUCCGACAAAGGCUAUGGGCAAGUACUUGAGUUUGGGACAGAUCUUUGUUUUGAGGUGGUGGCCACUCAAGUGAAAGCUUUAAGGGAGAUAAAAACCAUGUUGGGGAGUUGCUUGGACGAACUGCUGUCAAACCAGCAACAAAUACCACAGGAAUGUCUUGAAGCAAAGAGGAAACUGGUACAAGGUGCAAGUCACAAGAAGGUCAUACCCCUAGACAAAGUUGGCGAAAUCCUCUUGCCUCACAGGAGUUCCGAGAAUGUUCUCAAAUUUGUCUUGCAAUUUCUACAUGAUUCUGGUGAUGCAAUUUACUUUGGCUUGGGACAUGAAGAGGACGACAUUGUGUCUCAAUUUGUCAUCUUAGAUGUCCAAUGGUUUAUGAGGGAUGUGGUGCAACUCUUCAUACAUACUGAGACAAGCAAACUCAAAAGUAAAAUGGAAACACACAAAGUUAAACAUCAGUUGAAGCAACAAUGUGGGAAGCAAGACAAAAUAGUGGAGUACAUUCUUGGAGUGCUCCAUGAGAUGGGAGUGAUAUUGCCUUGGGAUGAAACAUGGGAUGGGAAUUGGCAUAACUUGCCCAAAGAGUUGAUAAUGCCAACACUAUUGCAAGAAGACUAUUCACCUCCAGGAUAUUUAUUGUCAAUUAACACUCAAAAAAACCACAACUACUGGGGCAGGAGGUUUGAAUGCAAAGACAAGGACCUGAAAUUGUUUCCUGCAAGUAUUUUCACAAAGAUCCAAGUUAAACUUCACAAAUUAAGCAAGAAAGGUUUCAGGCUUGGGAAUGGAUGGGUGGCUUUGAAAAAAAACCUUAUCGAGAUAAUUGUGAGAGUUGGGGGAGACACAGACAACUGGAAAGAUAGGCAAUGGGUUGAUGUCAUCAUUUACUACCCAAAAGAGGUAGAGAAUACACCAAGGCCGGAUUUAGAAAAGGAAGCUGAAGGAUGGAUGGAAAAAAUUAGAAAUUGCAUUAUUGGGGUAUGUAUGGAGGAUUGCCCAUCUUUGGAAAUUGAAGAAAAUGUGAUGAGACGUGGUUAUGUAUGGAGAAGGAUACUAAAUAAGGUGGACAAAUUAGAAUUAUGGGCUUCAGUUGUUUGUCCACUAAAGCAAGUCAAAUAUGAAGCAAGAGAAAGAGGUCUAGAAUACUCUCACACUUGGAAUUAUUCACAUGAAGCAGAGAGUUGGGAUGUGAAUAAUGAUUUGAAGGUCUCAGAUGAGAAUGCUUUGGCUAAGCUAUUGAUGCUUAAGGAGCAAAAACAUGAACUGGUGAAUAAGUUUGUUGAACUUCAUGAACUCUUGAAGGAUUAUGAGGAGGUUGGAGAAGUCACAAUUCCCAAAGCAUCAUUAGAUGUUGUUGAGUUUCCAAACAUUGAAGACCCAAAACUUGAUGCAAUCCUCAAAUAUAUUAAGAAGAUGUUUGAUAAAAUGGAGAACCGUUUUGACAAGUUAGAUACAAAACUUAAUGACAUUGAAGUAAGCGUUAAUGAGCUCAAAAAUGGACUCAAGUCUAUCAUGGAUAAAGUGAAUGCAAUCCAUACAACGUGUUUUCAAGUAUUAUUGAAAUUGGAGACAGAUUACCCAAAAUAUCCAUAUAUUCUUGAUGAGAAUAAUAUGUGGAAAAAUUACAGUAAAAUACUGGGAACACAUGGUAGACUUCAUUACUUGUGUGAAUGGCCUGAAGGAACUUCUAAAGGUCAUCAAGUAAAGAGUUCUAUAGGUGUUGAAUUGGAUCUCCCACCAAAUUGGCUCAAGAAAUUUGCUCCAGUACUUAAAAAUACAUUGAUCCUAUUAUUUAUUGGGGCCAAAGUUGGAGGACAUUUUGCUGGUGUUGGAGAGAUAGUGAAUGCAAUCGUGGAUGAGAUCAAGGGAAGGCUUAUAAGUUUUUUGGAUUCAUGUCUUCUCAAAAGCAAGAUAACUACAAAUCCCAAAGCAGAAGAUGUGCAAGAGAUAUUUAAGCUAGUGACAACUAAAUUUGGGAAACAAGAAAAACAGGAGACAAUCAUGGAAAAACAUUUUGCUCUUCAUCCCAUAAUCUUGGAGGGAAAACAAAUAUGGGUCUGCAAAGAUCAUUAAUCUAUAUUUUUAUGAGGUGGUUUAGCAAAAUGAAGGUCUAUUUUGUAGCUGAAGUUAAUGAGUGUUGAAUAUCUAAUAUUUUAAGUGAAGGAAAAGCUACCAAAUAUUUUAUUUUUUAUCCCAUAAUUUUGAUGAUAAAACAAUAUAUAUUUACAAAGGGCAUUUAAAGUAAAUCAUUAAUUAUAUAUUUUGCUCUUCAUCCCAUAAUCCUGGAUGAAAGAAAAAUAUGGAUCUGCAAAGGUAUUUAACAUUUAAGUUUUUAGUUUUAUCUAACAAACACCAUUCUAAAGCAAAUCAUCAAUAUAUAUUUUUACGAGGUAGUUUGGAAAGAUGAAGAUAAAUGAACAUACUUUAUAUAAUUAUUACUAUAUGUCUUUGGAAUGAUUGGGCUAUAUUUUGUAAGAAAAGUUGAUGAAUGUUGAAUUUUUAAUAAUCAAAGUGAAGGAAAAACUCAUCAAAUGAUUUCAUAUUAAUGACAUUUUGAUAUGAAAACUAAAA